AUGGAGUCACUGCCACUGAGCAUAGUUGGACGAAUAGCGUCAUGCUUGGAGAGCAAUGCAGAUAGAGUGCUCCUCACUAUAGUAUGCAAGCGAUUCUUUGACCACCGAGAGAGCUAUCUCAGAUUGAACGCGGACGCACUGCCUGGCACAUACGCCUACCGCCAACAUGGCACAAUGCUUGGUUCGUACAGAGGCAUCAUCGACCAGCAUAUCGUCAACGCCAAGAUGUACACGGUGCGAGUUCACUCGACCUACACCCGAUUCCAACCGCCCGACUGUUUCUAUUUCUUUGCUGAUUUGGACACGGACCAUUCUGUCGACAGCAUCAACAAGUUGUUUCAAGCAGUGUUGGCCAUACCAAACAUCGCCAAGGUCCAGUUUGCCGAGAGCAAGAAACAUCCUUUCAGUCGCGAUUGCUGGGACAGGAUGAAGCCAAUGCUUCAAGAGCUGGCCGAUCGAUCGGUUCCCUUGGAGUACGAGAGGCUAGUCCGACCAGAGCCACUUCCAGAUAUUCCCCUGACAACCAUGCGCAUCCUGGCCGUCCCUCACAAAGUGUGGUGGCGCCUUGCGCCAAACAUGCUCCCUGCUACAUUGACCUGGCUCUCAAUCUCAAGCAUGGCCUUGGAAGGCACGCUUGACCAAGGAGUGCUUCCUGCUGGUUUGAAGAUGCUCUCAAUGUUCUAUUCGGAGGAAGACGAUGCCAACCUAAACAUCAACCUAGGGUCAUUGCUACCCCCGCACCUUGAGACCCUGUGCAUUGGGAGCAGUAUCAACCAAUCGAUCCCGUGGAGUCCACUCCCGUCAUCUAUCAAGACUCUGGAGUUUGGAUCCCAAUUCGGCCGGCAGUUGGAUGGGACGUGCUUGCCGCAAUCCCUCACCAAGCUGACGAUGGACGGCCUUCCCCCCUUUCCGAUCAACUUCCCUCCGAGCCUCACUGAGCUCAAGCUCGACAGGCUAUAUUUAUAUUCAUCGGACCAAACACAUCCAAGUCAGUGGCUGCAGUGUGACCCUACCAUGUCUCCAUUCUCUCAUCUUCUUGAGUUGAACAUCAAACGUUAUCUGCAUCAUCUAGAACUUAUGUGGAUCACAUCGGCCACAUUUCCUAAGCUUCAAAGACUCUGUAUGGCCGGCGCGGUCGACUAUAGUGGGGAGGCGCAAGUCGCACGCUUGGAUCUUUCCUCGCUCCCAUCGACGCUGCGCAACCUGACAAUCCAUGUAGAUCGACCAACAACGUUUGGACUUCACGGGAUUGAGGAUCUCACUCUUGAAUGUGCCUUUAAGGAUGCCUUCAACUUGGUCGAUUCACCGCUGCCAUUGUCCCUCACGACGUUCUUCUUGAAUAGAUACAUGCACCCAGUUCUCGACCAACAAAUACCUUUGUCAGUCACAUCCCUUGGAAUAUACAAUAUCAAACAUCGGAUUGAGUGCAACACGCUGCCAGCAGGACUGCGAUCGCUUGGUUUAGCACAGAUUACACCAGAUUGCCAAAUGAAGCCUCUGCCUGGCAUCAGGUGUCGUUUGGAUCAACUGGCACAGUCCAUCAUGUGGCUGACACUUGGCACCCGAGGAGGAAAACUGGGCAGGUGUGCCAAGCUGGUGCGAAUAUCAAAGACGUUGUUCUUUGCUCAAGGGGAUGACCUGACUAACUGUGGAUUCAUUGACAUAUCAACCAUCAUGCGCUUAUCUAAUCAUUUUUGA
Molecule: messenger RNA, 1698 nt
Organism: Acytostelium subglobosum LB1
Lineage: Eukaryota; Evosea; Eumycetozoa; Acytosteliales; Acytosteliaceae
Exons: 2
Coding region: 1-1698 (565 amino acids)
Source: RefSeq, a predicted model, not a curated record